Molecule: messenger RNA, 232 nt
Organism: Symbiodinium pilosum
Lineage: Eukaryota; Dinophyceae; Suessiales; Symbiodiniaceae
Source: the annotation of a GenBank genome assembly
AUGCCGGUGAGAAGGCCAGGAGGAAAGUAUCGAGGCCUCAUCGCUCGAAACAAAUCAGAUGCCGAAAUCGCCAAGGAGGCGCGUGACCGGCUGCGGCGCGCUACAGAGGCGGCUAUUCGCAGAGGGAAAGCCAGGAAGAACAAGGACCCUUUGGCGGGCACAAAGCUGAAGAAGAAAGAGGAGGAAACAGAGGCUACACGCCAGCAACGAAUCCUCAACAUGCUCAUCGGAG